CACAAGUGUGAGUUCAUAGUUACAUAACCUGUUUGUGCGGCACUCGGGGAAGCAACAAGAGGAGAAGAUCUUGCUCUCUACUCAGCCAUACAAAGUAUUUCUUCCCGGCCAAAAUACUCAGGUCAUUUACUUUAUUUAUAAAUAUGAAUGCGGAGAUUCAAAGACCUUUAGCUUUGAUACCAUGCAGUGAUUCCAUUCUUUCAUUUUCACUACCGCUUGUCCUUGGGAAGUCUCAUUAAGUGAAGUACCCUUUUCUGGAAGAAGGAGAAAAAGAAGCCUUGUUUUCAACUCAGCUGCACAAAGUAUUUCUUUUCGGAAAAAAUAUUCAGGUAACUUGAUGGCAAACAACUUAGCAAGUUGUGAUGAGGAAGAACAUGAGGUUAGAAUUGAUAUCCAGGCCGCCGAGUGUUGUAUUCACAAGGUUCCUAGAAAUCUACGGGAAGUAAACCCAGAAGCUUACACUCCUCAGUUAGUUUCAAUAGGCCCUUAUCAUCAUGGCCAAAAUGCGCUGGCUGACAUGGAAAAUCAUAAAAGGAGAUACAUGAACUCGUUUGGUCAACGAAUCCCCUACUCUCCUGAUAGAAAGAAGGAGAUCCUGAAAUUUGUUGGAAAAAAGGAAAAAAGAAUCCGCCGUCAAUAUGCUGAGCCACUCGACAUUCCAAGUGAUGAGUUUGUAGAAAUGAUUAUACUUGAUGCCGUCUUCAUCAUUGAGCUCCUCUGGAGAUUUGGGAAUAGGGACAGUUAUGAUUUUUUGCUAAAUGAGGUUUGGCUAAGAGCUAUAAGACGGGACUUGCUGUUACUCGAAAAUCAGCUUCCAUAUUUUUUGCUUGAGGGUUUAUAUAACUUGGCCUUCACUUCUGCUAGCAAAGAUGAAGUGUCUGAUGACGAAAGGAUUCCCUUCACCAGUCUUUCUGUUUUUUUCUUCGAACUCAAUCGCUCGCACAACAGACCGCUUUCUUGUCAAAGUAGGAGUAUCAAAAUUAACCAUUUCACUGAUUUGUGUAGAUAUGCUCUAGUAGAAAUUCCAAAGUAUCCCAAGUUUAAACUCCGAAUAACGUCUGAGGAUAUUUUACCCAACGCACUGAAGUUGAAAAAUUCAGGAUUGAAGUUUGAGCCUUGUCGGAAUAGAUAUUUGGUUGACAUACAAUAUCAAAAGAUAAAAUCACCAAUGUCCUUUUCUACUGUAGUUGAGCUGCAAAUCCCACCCAUUGAAAUAACUGACAACACGGAAUGUUUGAUCAGAAAUCUGAUGGCCUUGGAGCUGUGUCAUUAUCCGUCCAAAACUUAUAUAUGUAGUUAUAUUCAAGUAAUGGAUUCUCUUAUCAACACCGAAGACGAUGUGGAUUUGCUUGUUGAAAAGGGAAUUAUUGUGAAUUUUAUGGGCAACAAUUCUGUAAUAGCGGACAUGUUUAAUGAACUGUGCCGACAGGUUCCUUUAAGUUAUACCUAUUACGAUGACCUUUGUUGUGAUGUGAACGAGCACUAUGAAAGUGCUUGGAACCAUACCAUGACAACUUUGAGAAGAGUGUAUUUCAGCAAUCUUUGGAGAGGCACCGCAACUGCUGUCGCAAUUAUACUCCUGCUGCUUACUUUGACACAAACUGUAUUUUCUAUCCUGCAAGUAGUCUUGCCUAACCAAAUGAUUUGAAGUAUUUAAUUUGUAAUAGAUGGUAUACUUUAUAUGCAGUGCUAAUUGCUUUGUCGUUUUAUAGUGUGAUUUGUUAGGGUUUUUGAUGCAGACAAUGUGGUUUCAGAAUUUUUAGACAAGUAGGAUUCCAAAUAGUUCUACGAUUUCCUUUUCCUAUAGCCAAAUGGGAUUUUCUUUUCCUAUUGACAAA
Pistacia vera is the source of this 1838-nucleotide messenger RNA. RefSeq names its product putative UPF0481 protein At3g02645. The record is from RefSeq and is a predicted model, not a curated record. The coding region runs from base 338 to 1648 and encodes 436 amino acids. Lineage: Eukaryota; Viridiplantae; Streptophyta; Magnoliopsida; Sapindales; Anacardiaceae. The transcript is spliced from 3 exons.